AUGGUAAAAAGUAUUGCCGUCCGAUGGGAGAUUGGUCAGGGUAUUGAAGAUGAUUGGUAUGAUACCAUCUGUGGGCCUAGAGUUGCUGUGGAUAGGCUCUUACAAAUGAUGUGUGAGAGGGGGUGGAGGGAUCGUUUGGUUGUUGUUUAUGAUGCACUAGAAGGUGGUGAUGGUGUUGGUGUUGGAAGCGAGUUGAGAGAUCGUGAGGGGUCCCCUAUACUCGGGGAGUUGAAUGAAGAAGAGUGA
Sclerotinia borealis F-4128 is the source of this 246-nucleotide messenger RNA. The record is from the annotation of a GenBank genome assembly. Lineage: Eukaryota; Fungi; Ascomycota; Leotiomycetes; Helotiales; Sclerotiniaceae.